UCUCCCUCAUGGAGAGGGUCAGGUAGGCAAGUAUGCCUUAUAGCCAUUCUGGGUGCCAGAAUGGGGAGCAACUUACCUUAGCCAGCUGUUCCAGGUGCCGGAAUAGGCAGCAGACCACCUUAUAUAGUCAUUCCAUGUACUAGAACGGGGAGGCAGUCAAUUGAUACCCCUUUUACACUCGCAUGAAAAUCCCGGGAUAUUGCACGUGAACGCGCAUCAUCCCGGCAUUUUUGUCAGUGUGAAAGGGUACAGGGACAAUUUCCCGGGUCGAGCAUCCCGGGAUUUCAACCCUGGUCUCGACCAGGGUUGGUCCCGGGACCGUCCCAGGAAGCUGGGUAGUGUGAAAGGGCCCGUCCUGGGAUUCACUACCCGGGACUGUUAAAAGGCCUCCGAUUGGAGCUUUCAUGGGCUCAGAAAAGAUGAUGUCAUCUUUCAGAGCCCUGGGGAGCGUCCUUGAUGCGUGUGAGGAAGGCAGCAUGGCGACCUGGACAGACCAGGAGGUUAGAGAGUUGCUGAGCAUUAGGGGAGAGGAGGAAAUAAUGAGGCAGAUCACAGGCACAGUUAAAGAUGCAGUGAUUUAUAAAAACAUCUCCAAGAUGCUGGAAGCCAGGGGAAUCAUCCGCACACAGCAGCAAGUGUUAAACAAAAUGAAAACUCUUAAAAAGCAGUUUCUAAAGGUGCAUGACAACAACAGGAAAAAGAGCGGUGUUGGCCGUAUCGACUGGCAGUACUAUGACAUCUGCGCCAAUAUCUUUGGAAACACAGCUAUAUGCAGUCCGGUGAGUCUGUCUUCCAGUUCACAGUACACUGCUACAGAAGGCACUGCAGAAGAGACACAGACAAGCAGUGACGUCUGUCCGUCAUCCCCGUUGUUAAUUGACGACACACCUGAGGACAGCGACACAUCCUCCCAGCCGUCCAUAAACACAUCCAGAAACGACGACAGCAUAACUGCAACCAUUGAAGACGUCGUGGAAGCUCAGACCAGUGACAGUGGGACUGUACAAAGUACCGUCACCGUCACCCCAACUUUACAGAAAAACAUUUACACCGUACCGCCUAGAAGGAAGAAACUGAACAGAGCGGAGCAAGUGGCUAAAGCCAUGUCAAAUGUCCUUGUCGACCAACUCCGAGAGAUGGACGCUACAAUGUCCGCACAGGAGGAUGCAAGGCUCGACAGGUUUCUAGAGGCAGAACGCCAAAUGCAUGAUGCAUUUCUUUCCCAAGUCAUGACAAUGCAGGAACGCAUGAGUAGAGAGCAGUGUGGCCGCCACAGGGAAUUGCACCAAAUGAACAUGGCGUUCUAUGAGCGUAUGACCAAUACCUCAAGAGCACCAAUCCAACACCACAACUCACAAUACCCUGAGCAGGGUUUUUCAUCAUUUAAUCCUGGCCCAUACUAUGCCCCAAAUACUGCACCAUCUAGUGCGCAAAGCAGAGUUUACUGUAUUGCGCAAUUUGCCGUAAAACACAGUGAAUUUCUUAUUGUUGUUAUUUGUUGUUAAAUAACCACAGUGUGGUCAUUGUUUAUGCACAACUGUUUGUGCCUUCUUUAAUUUUUUUUCUAUGUUCUGUUUUGUAUAGUGUCUACAUUAAAGCACUUUUUAUUUAUUUCUCUGACGUCCUAGUGGAUGCUGGGAACUCCGUAAGGACCAUUGGGAAUAGACGGGCUCCGCAGGAGACUGGGCACUCUAAAGAAAGAUUUAGUACU
Molecule: messenger RNA, 1711 nt
Organism: Pseudophryne corroboree (corroboree frog)
Lineage: Eukaryota; Metazoa; Chordata; Amphibia; Anura; Myobatrachidae
Exons: 2
Coding region: 405-1505 (366 amino acids)
Source: RefSeq, a predicted model, not a curated record